UGACGUUUUUAAACUAAACGAGGCCUAAAUAGCGUGACAAAUUGUCCUUAAACAGUAGCGAAGCGACGCGACACGACAGAUUUGAUUAAAUGGUCGCAUUGCUCAUAUCGAAGAUCCAAGCACUCUCGCAUCUCCCCACGCUUGGAGAAGCCAGAAAUGACCGGCGUUGACCGUGGCCACCGGUCACCGCCGCCGCUGCCGUGGACGGUGCGCGUCCAGCUGGCCGCGCUCUCGGCGGCGCACCGCUCCGACGGCAGCGUGCGGCGCCUCCUCUUCUACCUCGGGGACCUCCACGCCGCCGCCAGCGCCCGCCCCGACGGCGGCGGCGUCCGCUCCGCCGACGUCACCAUCGACACCUCCCGCGGCCUCUGGGCGCGCGUGUUCGUCCCGUCUGCGGCGGGGGAGGCGGCGGCGGCGCUGCUUCCGGUCGUCGUCUACUUCCACGGCGGUGGAUUCGUGCUCUUCUCCGCGGCGUCGCGCCCCUACGACGCGCUCUGCCGCCGCUUCUGCCGCGAGCUCGGAGCCAUCGUGGUGUCGGUGAACUACCGGCUCGCCCCCGAGCACCGCUUCCCCGCCGCCUACGACGACGGGGUCGCCGCCCUCCGCUACCUCGACGCCAACGGCCUCCCGGCCGAGCUCGGCGUCGCCGUCGACCUCUCCAGCUGCUUCCUCGCCGGUGACAGCGCUGGGGGGAACAUCGCGCAUCACGUGGCCCAGCGAUGGGCCUCCACCUCCGCAGCGUCGUCAGCCCCGCCGGUGUCGCUCCGGCUCGCCGGCGUCGUGCUGAUACAGCCCUUCUUCGGCGGGGAGGAGCGGACAGAGGAGGAGGUGGCGCUGGACAAGGCGAGCCUCUCCCUGUCGCUGGCGAGGACGGAUUACUUCUGGCGCGAGUUCCUGCCGGACGGCGCCACCCGGGACCACGCGGCGGCGCGCGUGUGCGGCGACGGCGUCGAGCUGGCGGACGCGUUCCCGCCGGCGAUGGUGGCCGUCGGCGGGCUGGACCUGCUCGGGGGCUGGCAGGCGAGGUACGUGGAGACGCUGCGCCGGAAGGGGAGGCCGGUGCGGGUGGUGGAGUACCCGGACGCCAUCCACGGCUUCCACGCCUUCCCGGAGCUGGCCGACUCCGGCAAGCUCGUGGAGGAGAUGAAGCUGUUCGUCCGAGAGCAUAGCCGCACCAAGCGUAUUGCUUAGCUAGAUUUGUUUAGCCCAACGCAACGAGUCGCGUUCUGAAUUCCAUGCGAACAUGCUGGUUUCUGCGCAAUUUGCGAAAAAAAUUUAAAUUUCGACAGAUUGGGACACGCACUUGAAUAAACAGUGUGGGGUUGUGUAAGCCAGAAAGGUCCCACCAGGUUGUUUUAAAUUUGGCUUGUUUUAGAGAAAUCUUUUCAUGUUGUUGACAAAUUUCGUAAACCUGGCAUUUCUAUACAACUAGCCUGAAACUAGGCAUGUUCAAAUCCGGGGUCGGGUCGAAAAAAGGCCAACCAAAGCAUAAUAAUCAGCAGAAAACAAAGAUCAGGC
This is a messenger RNA of Oryza brachyantha (malo sina), 1518 nucleotides long. RefSeq names its product probable carboxylesterase 18. The record is from RefSeq and is a predicted model, not a curated record. The transcript has a single exon. NCBI's taxonomy places the organism in Eukaryota, Viridiplantae, Streptophyta, Magnoliopsida, Poales, Poaceae. The coding region runs from base 157 to 1191 and encodes 344 amino acids. Gene Ontology annotation, molecular function: hydrolase activity.